Mollisia scopiformis is the source of this 762-nucleotide messenger RNA. RefSeq lists its product as uncharacterized. The coding region runs from base 1 to 762 and encodes 253 amino acids. The record is from RefSeq and is a predicted model, not a curated record. NCBI's taxonomy places the organism in Eukaryota, Fungi, Ascomycota, Leotiomycetes, Helotiales, Mollisiaceae. The transcript has 2 exons.
AUGUCCUCAGCCAGUGACUCUGCAGCCAUCCAUCCCCAAAACAUUAACGGGCUGUCCAAUGGGUCUCUUCUCCAAAAGCAAAAUUUCGUUCAAGCAAACUCGGAAAGCUUUUCGGAAUGGUACUCCUUUGUCACAGCCCAAUCAGAGCCUCCGACUAUCGAUUGCAACAGCUUCGAUGAAUGGAGCUAUGAUAGUACUACGUUCAAUCAACAUUGUCCCAGUCCCAUUGCAUCUUCUUUAGGAUCCUCUAUCGUCUGGACCUCUCAUGCUGCCGCGGAGCCCCUUCAAUAUGGCUCUCUAUCUCCGCUCACCGAGACGCCCUUGAGCUAUUGGAACUGCGAACGCCCGCUUAUGCGACUCGGGGAAAUCUGUGUUUCUUCGGCCACCCAACCUUUCGCCUCACCGUUCUACACACAUACCGAAGCCACUGAAUCAUCAUAUCCGAUCCAGCACCAACCAGAUUACAAUCACACCAUUCGGGAUAAAAACACCACUUCACCGCUCUUUGUCAAUAACGCCGCCUCAUCCCGCUCUACACGAGCCUCGAGAUCGCGAUCACGUCUAAGACCCAAGACACUUCAUUGUCCCAACUGCGAAUUAUCAUUCGCGCGGGCCUCUGACCUCCAACGCCAUAUUGAUGGCAUCCAUCUUCGGAUACGACAUCAUUGCCGAGUGUCAGGCUGUGGGGAUAACGAUAAGAAAGGGUGGUGUAGAUUGGAGAAAUUGAAGGGUCAUAUGCAGCACGUGCAUGGCCAAAUUUGA